Molecule: messenger RNA, 1168 nt
Organism: Talpa occidentalis (Iberian mole)
Lineage: Eukaryota; Metazoa; Chordata; Mammalia; Eulipotyphla; Talpidae
Product: interleukin-1 alpha-like
Exons: 7
Coding region: 238-1071 (277 amino acids)
Biological process (GO): regulation of nitric-oxide synthase activity; inflammatory response; cellular response to lipopolysaccharide
Cellular component (GO): extracellular region
Molecular function (GO): cytokine activity; interleukin-1 receptor binding
Source: RefSeq, a predicted model, not a curated record
AUAUCUGGUCUGAAAGGCAGGUUGAGGAAGGUUGACUACUGCAACAUCUUGGUCAGAGGUGCAGGGCUAGGUCAGUGUGUCUUCUGUGCAGACCUCCUUCCCCCUCUCUGAAACUUUGCUGAAUUACUCCCAAACAUCUGGUUCAACUGGAAGCCAAGGUCAAUCACUUCAUGUGGCUUCUUACUGGCAACAUUAGCAGUGGUCUUUGUACCCUUAAGCCAUGAUGAACACAACAGCAUGAGAUUAAAUCGAGCACAAGAGAAAACAAUGUUGGCAAGAGAUGGAGAGGCAGCAAACAAGAGAUGUAUGAGUGAAAAUGAAGACUACAGUUCUGAGAUUGACCAGCUCUCUCUGAAUCAGAAAUCCUUUUAUGAUGUAAGCCACGAUGCAAGACAUGACCCACUUCAUGAAGACUGCAGGGAUAAAGUUCAGUCUCUGAGCACCUCCGAAACCUCUAAGACGCCCAAGCUUGCCUUCAAGAAGAAUGUGGUAGUAUUUUCAGCCAAUAGGAAGAUUCUAAAGAAAAGGUUGAGUUUAAAUCACUUCAUCAUUGACCAUGACCUGGAAGCCACUGCUAAUGAUAUAGAAGAAGUAUCUUACAACUUUCAGAGCAGUAUGGAGUUCACCUUUGGGAGGAAAAUCAAACAGAGGUGCAUCAUGAACAAUGCCCUCAAUGAAAGCGUGAUUCGAUCCGCACCAGGUCAGCGGUACCUCAGGACAGCUGCACUACAGAACCUGGAUGAUGCAGUGAAAUUUGACAUAUAUGCGUACAGAUCACACGAGGAUUCUCAAUUUCCUGUGGCUCUAAGAAUCUCAGACACUCGCUUCUUUGUGAGUGCCCAAAAUGAAGGUCAACCCAUAUUGCUAAAGGAGAUGUCUGAGACACCCGGAAUGAUCAAACAAGAGACAGCUGAGGCCAGCCUCCUCUUCUUCUGGGAAAGUGAUGACUUGAAGAGCUUCUUCAAGUCAGUUGCCAAUCCAACAUUGUAUCUUGCCACGAAGGAAAAUGAGCUGGUGCACCUGGCACGUGGAAAACCCUCUAGUGUUGAUUUUAUGAUACUGGAAAUCUAGUCUUGACUCUGAAGUCAAUUAAACAUGUGAUGUGUAGACAGUCUGUAUGUACCAUGUACAUGAAGCAGUCAAAUUCUUCACUCUUAGUCAUUUGCUG